Penicillium argentinense is the source of this 1689-nucleotide messenger RNA. RefSeq lists its product as uncharacterized. The transcript has a single exon. The record is from RefSeq and is a predicted model, not a curated record. NCBI's taxonomy places the organism in Eukaryota, Fungi, Ascomycota, Eurotiomycetes, Eurotiales, Aspergillaceae. Bases 1 to 1689 code for a protein of 562 amino acids.
AUGGAGAACACUGAAGCUGCACCGGCUGCGCAACCCCCACCGCCUGCCCAGGCUGACGAGGCUGACAGCUUGACCGUGGAGGGCUCCGAUGUCUCCAGUCUCGAGGAGUGCGAUCCCCACGUCGUGACCCGCUUGAUACAGUGCAAGAAUUGCUCCCGCCCACUCCAUACACCCGUGCGAUUGCCAUGUGGAAACACUGUAUGCCGUUCAUGCUUGCCGCCCGCCAGACCCCGCAUGGGCAUCACAUACCCAGCGGCCGAGGGUCGUGCAGAGGAAUUCACGUGUUAUUGGAAGGGAACAAUUCAAUGCGCCGGAGAGCAUUGCGUUGAUGACUGCGGAAUAGAUGUCGUGCUGUGCAAUAUGACCGAUGUGUUCCAAGAGGAGCUAGGAUUUCCAGAUUCCGACACGGAAGCUGUCGAACCUCGGCAGAGUGGCCAGGGUCGAACUGUGCGCUGGAAAGUCGGUCGCAAGGAUACCAAGAAGCCUGAAGCUCAUGUUGCUGAGGUUGGUAACCAUGGAUGGCUUCGGGGGCUGUAUUUAUUGGCCUGGGAAGGCCGUUUCCCCUACGAUGCCUUCGAGAUCACAUAUGAAGCGCCCGACGAACCCAGCCAAGGUACCGAAGACCACUACAAACUACAGAAUAUCUCUCUCUUCAAAAAAGUCCGCAAUCGACUCCGCUCCGAAUUGGAUUGUCAAGUUUGCUACACUCUUAUCUUGGACCCUUUGACAACACCUUGCGGCCACACCUUCUGCCGAAAGUGCAUUGCGCGUGCAUUGAACCAUACGGACCUUUGUCCAGUGUGUCGGCGCAAGGUUGGUAUGCCGUCUGCCAUGGAGUCUGAACCACUGAACCGCACACUUGCAAAUUUGAUCGAGCUUUUCUUCCAUGAUCAACUUGCUGAUCGACGGGAAGUUGACGCCCAGGACGAACUGUGGACGGAUCACGAGAAGAACCUGCCUCUUUUUGUCUGCACGCUGUCGUUCCCUACCAUGCCGAAUUUUUUGCAUAUCUUUGAGCCUCGCUAUCGACUGAUGAUCCGACGCGUCGUUGAUAACGGAGAUGGCAAGUUUGGUAUGGUCAUGUACAAUCGACGAGGCCAGUCUCAGGGCGAAGGUUUGGGGAGUGUGCCGUUUAUGCAGUAUGGAACCCUGCUGGUUAUCGAACGCUAUGAACUCCUUCCAGACGGACGUAGUCUGGUGAUUGCGACCGGCAUGUCCCGCUUCAAAGUUCUGGAGGCGAGUGAACUGGAUGGCUAUCAUGUUGCUUGCACCGAGCGUGUCAACGACAUCAAUCUCGCCGAGGAAGAAAGGCUGGAGGCAACCGAAACUGCGGCCGCCGCAAUCCCAGAUCCGUCUUUGGGGCCGAAUGCCGAGCCACCUUUGGAUUCAAUGUCGACUCAGGAGCUAUUUACUUUCCUCCGGGAAUACGUUCGCAAGCAACAUUAUGCAGGCGCGCCCUGGCUACAUCCACGAGUCAUGCUGGCAUACGGGCCUGUACCGAGGGAUGCCGCCCGGUUCCCUUGGUGGUUUGCUAGCAUUAUACCUAUCUCCGAGGAGGAGAAAUAUCCCAUCCUCUCCGCCCGAAGUGUCAGAGAGAGACUGAAGAUCUCGGCACGAUGGGCAAGAGAGUUAAAGGCUCGAGACUGGUAUUUCCAAAUCGAACAUACGUACUAUAUCGCAAUACUUUGA